AUGGUUCGAAUGAAUGCGUUAGCCGAUGCUUUAAAAUCCAUAAAUAAUGCUGAGAAACGUCAUAAACGACAGGUUUUAAUACGACCAUGUUCAAAAGUUAUUGUCAAAUUUUUAACUGUUAUGAUGAAACAUGGUUAUAUUGGCGAAUUUGAAAUUGUUGAUGAUCAUCGUGCAGGAAAAAUUGUCGUGAAUUUAAAUGGUCGAUUAAACAAAUGCGGUGUAAUCAGUCCUCGUUUUGAUUGUACAUUAAGAGAAAUUGAAACAUGGACAAAAAAUCUUUUACCAUCACGUCAAUUUGGUUUUAUUGUCUUAACAACAUCUCAUGGAAUACUGGAUCAUGAAGAGGCAAGAAGAAAACAUACGGGUGGAAAAGUAUUGGGCUUCUUUUUCUAA
Messenger RNA from Didymodactylos carnosus, 393 nucleotides. NCBI's taxonomy places the organism in Eukaryota, Metazoa, Rotifera, Eurotatoria, Philodinida, Philodinidae. The record is from the annotation of a GenBank genome assembly.